GUACGAAUCGCCUCCCGAUCGCUCGGGCCGGCGUCCCGGCUAUCCCGACGACACUACGACCGCGCGCGCAAGCAGCGGUUGGUGCGUGGACAGUAUGCCGCGCGCCGGCGCACUUCUGCUGGCGCUAGCGGCUGUCCUGCUCGCCGCAGAGUGGGCGCAUGCCUCAUACAUCGAUCCUGGCGACGAAGAUGUUGAAGUAAAUUUACAGGAUUACGGCGAGGACCCCGGAGAUCUGCAACUCCUGCAGGAUGUCGGAAAACGUUCGUCGCUGAUCUACGUUUUCAGACGAGCCUGUAUCCGCCGUGGGGGGAACUGCGACCACCGGCCCGGUGAUUGCUGCCACUCCUCGUCCUGCAGGUGUAAUCUCUGGGGGUCCAACUGCCGAUGCCAGCGGAUGGGCCUCUUCCAAAAGUGGGGAUAAACUCCCCACAUACGUCCUCUGAAGCGGCGCUCAGCUCCCGCCAGCCGACUUGAUCGCCGCUCCACUGGAUGCAACAACCUCAGCGUUCAACCAAUGGACCUAUUGCGUUCUCAUUUGAUUUCCUUUCGCAAUUGAUUUAACACCUUAAUUUAAAGACUUAGCUAUCUAAAUUCGAAAACAGGGACCUAGAUUUAGUUUGGAAAUAUUUUUGGACCUUUAUACAAAAUUAAGAAAUAAAUUCGUUUUGAAAAUUUAAUUAGCUCUCGAGUUCAUGAUUUGGUUUCGCUCGUUAGUUCUUCUCUCUGAUUGAGCCGAGUGUCCGCUUACGUGGUUGGGCAAUCACCCAGCCUUAUUGCCCAAUCAGUACGCUUCGACAAUCAGCUCGGCCAAUCAGACCCCGACAACUGCCUCUAGCGAUGUGUUCUUGGUGAUUGCGAUUAUUUUCAAAUUUUAAGUUGUACCAACGGACUCUCGUCUUGGGGGCAGUUCUAUUCUAUUGCAAUGUAUGUAUGUAGAGUUAAGUAAGCUAAAGUAGAAACAGUAGCUACUAAAAUUGGUGGUAAACUUAUGUCAAUAGGAUGUAGCGAAUAUUACAAAAUAGAAAAAAAAAUAUAAGUAUAUAACUUUUAAAAAUAAAUGUUCUAGUAAUAUAAGUGACUAACGGUAUAGAAAACUUGGUGAAAGACGCUGUAAUAAGCCUUUAUAAGAAACGACGCCACUUGUAUUUGCGAUUGGCAACUUAGAUUUUUAAAAUAUCUAUUAACAUGUCAUAAUACAUAAUUCAUAUGGUUAAAUGGAAUCUUUAAUGUACUCUAUAUGUGACUCUUGGACAGGGGGUAUAUGGUAUUGCAGCCUAGUAGAUCAACUGUACGUAGCUUCUUAUAUUGUAUGUUCCUCAAUGUGGAAUAUAAUUGUAUUAUUACUAAUAUUGGAAUAUGCAAAAUGAUAAAUUAUAUUAAUAAAUGUUUA
Messenger RNA from Achroia grisella, 1390 nucleotides. Its product is annotated as U8-agatoxin-Ao1a-like. Gene Ontology annotation, molecular function: ion channel inhibitor activity. The coding region runs from base 95 to 421 and encodes 108 amino acids. Lineage: Eukaryota; Metazoa; Arthropoda; Insecta; Lepidoptera; Pyralidae. The transcript has 4 exons. The record is from RefSeq and is a predicted model, not a curated record. Gene Ontology annotation, cellular component: extracellular region.